Messenger RNA from Pelobates fuscus (common spadefoot toad), 2945 nucleotides. It is a transcript of the gene HTRA4, whose product is annotated as HtrA serine peptidase 4. Gene Ontology annotation, cellular component: extracellular region. The coding region runs from base 568 to 1977 and encodes 469 amino acids. The transcript is spliced from 9 exons. NCBI's taxonomy places the organism in Eukaryota, Metazoa, Chordata, Amphibia, Anura, Pelobatidae. The record is from RefSeq and is a predicted model, not a curated record. Gene Ontology annotation, molecular function: protein binding; serine-type endopeptidase activity. Gene Ontology annotation, biological process: positive regulation of apoptotic process; proteolysis; programmed cell death.
GGGAAAAGGGGGUAGUGGGAAAGGAGGGAGAAUUGGGGGGCUUAAAAGUAAAUGGGGAAAAGUUGAUGGUAGAAGGCAGCAAAUAGAUUAUAGGGACAGUGAAUCUAUACUUGCCAAUUGGUAGUUAGGAUUUAAAGAUUACAUACAAGCCAAAUGAAACAGCCAAGCCUAGAUAUAGCUAGUCAGCCAAAGCGGUAGACUGGUUAUAAAUCCAAGGUUUAGAGUCUUGAAUAAGGCGUUGAAAAAUUCUGUGAACGACUUUAAAGACUUUGAGUUGUCUAGUAAGGACUAGUCACAACUAGCAAGGAUAAUAGAAACUGCUGAAAAAAAAAAGUAUCAGCUACUAAUUAAUCAUAUUGAGUUAGGAAGUCAGUGUUUGAAUUGAUAACACAGUUGGAAAGUAGUUUAUAUUUGUUAGGGAUUUAAUAUUUUGAGAAGUGUUUUUCUUCAAUGAGUCCUUAUUUAGGGCUGUGGAGCUAUAACUGGAGUGCGUGUAAUCAGUGCAGGGGAAGAUCCAAAGAUUCCAUUUAGAUUGUUCAGGGAUUUAUUCUCCUCAUUUUUGAAGCUAUGUCUCCUUUAUGGUCCCUGCUUCCCAUCUUAUGCCUGUCACUGGCCGCUGCUGCUGUCCCCCGUAUAUCCCGCCGCCAGACCUCUAUUUGCCCUCGGGUAUGCGAGCUAUCUCGGUGCCCCCGUGCCCAGGCUCCCUGCCAAGCAGGUGAGGUGCGGGACUCGUGUGGCUGCUGCCCGGUGUGCGGGGCAGGGGAGGGGGAGGCCUGCGGGCAGCGUGGUGCAUCCCCGUGCGGAGAGGGGUUGGAGUGUGUCCUGCCUGGGGUUGGCGGCACUCCCAGGAGGAGAGUGGGUGUGUGUGUGUGCCGUACGAGUGAACCCGUGUGUGGCAGCGAUGGCAAGACCUACAGGAACCUGUGCCACCUAAAGGCAGAGAACAGGCGGGCCAGGCUACAGAACUCGCCACCAGCCAUCCACAUCCAGAAAGGGCCAUGUGAAACUGGUUCUCCUUAUCCGGACAGCAUGAGAUACAAAUUUAAUUUCAUAGCUGACGUGGUCCAGAAAAUCGCACCGGCUGUUGUACAUUUGGAACUGUUUAGAAGGUCCCCAUUCACAGGUCAGGAAAUGGCUGUAUCCAGUGGUUCUGGCUUUAUAGUUUCUGAAGAUGGCCUCAUAGUAACAAAUGCUCACGUACUCACGAACAAGCAGCGUGUUAAGGUGGAAGUAAAAGAUGGAGCUCAUUAUGAUGCUAAGGUGAAGGAUAUUGACCAAAAAAUGGACAUUGCUCUGAUCAAGAUUGAACCAGAUGCCCCUCUUCCAGUUCUCAUGCUUGGCAGAUCUUCUGACCUAAGACCAGGAGAAUUUGUGGUUGCUCUUGGAAGCCCGUUCUCUUUGCAGAAUACAGUCACCACCGGAAUCAUCAGCACCACUCAAAGGGGAGGGAAAGAGCUUGGAUUAAAAGAUUCUGAUAUGGAUUACAUCCAGACAGAUGCCAUCAUUAAUUAUGGAAAUUCUGGUGGACCGCUUGUAAACCUGGAUGGGGAGGUCAUAGGUAUAAAUACUCUGAAGGUGACAGCAGGGAUAUCCUUUGCUAUACCAUCUGACCGAAUUAGGCAAUUCCUAGCUGAAGCCCAUGACAGACAGCUGAAAGGAAAAACUCUUCCAAAGAAGAAAUAUAUGGGGGUACGAAUGGUUCAGCUCUCAUCAAAUUUAAUCCGUGAGCUUAGAAUGCGUGAUAAAGAUUUCCCCGACGUUAAUUCUGGAGUUUAUGUGUUUGAGGUUAUCCAAGGAACAGCAGCAGCAAGUGCUGGAAUGAAGGAUCAUGAUGUUAUCAUAAGCAUUAAUGGGAGGUCUGUGACCAGCACUGAGGAGGUGAGCGAGGCAGUACGGGCCAAUGAUACUCUCUCCAUUGUGGUACGUCGUGGGAAUGAAGACAUCAUCCUAAACGUGGUGCCCGAGGAAAUGGGUUAAGACCAUACAUAGCCUCCAACAUUCCGCUAUUGUUCAUCAGGACCUCUUAUCGCAUUGAGUGCGUUAUGCACUGAAGUCUUAGACUUGGAACUCACAUAUUAGCUGGUCUCUGAGCUUUCAUUAGAUGGAAAUUUCCUGCUGCUGCUGGAACAUAUUAUUCAGAUACAGAUCGUGGGGUGAAUGAAAGUAUAGCAAACUGUAGAGGAGACCAAUUGGUAAAUACACAAAUACAAUAGAAAAGACAGACUUCUUCUGUUGGGUAUGUAUGGAGAGAUAUUACAUGCCCAACACGUGGUCUCACCUAUAAUUUUGGCAGAGAGUAUAAUAUAUUUUUAAUUUUGAAAGUCUUAUGAAAUAUUCCUCAAAAAAUACAAUUUACACUGGUAGGGGAGAACUAGGAAUGCAUACAUAAAUGAAGAGUGCAUGCAAUAAUCAAAUACUCAAUUUUUCACAGGUAUGCUCACUAAAAGCAUUAUACUGGUGCACAUAUAAACCGAUGAUGCUAAUAUGUAUUUGAGAUUCUUUCAUAUUUUAAAAAUUUGGAGGUGGAGUAAGAAGAGGGAAUAUUCUGGGAAAUUGUGAAAUAUGGACACAUUUUGAAAUCAUAUCCGCUAAGCUUAGAUGAUUUUUGCAUUUUAUGCUGUAAAAGUAGAAUGCAUUUGGGAAUCUUAAAAUACAAUUCUAGGGCAAAGUUUUGAAACUGAAGAAAUUAUUAGGCACAUCCCGCUAGUUUCUAUGGUGAAUAUUCUUUUUGCAGAACUCUGCCACAAAAAAGAUUUUUGCAAAGAAUCGUCUGUGUUUGUACUUGUUGUAAGUGUGCUGUAACGUUAGAGAAUGCAGAAAUGUCACCACAGUAAAGCACAAACAUGUAAACAAUUUAAACUUUUCACAUUAGGGAAGACAGACAUGCAGACAGACACUGCUCAUGGCGGACCAGAUUAAUUAAAAAAAUAUGUUGAGAUCAAGGA